AUUCAGCAUCAACCAAUGGUAUGGUCCCAUUAUAAAAACAAAGUAAAAAAAAGAAAUAGAAGGAAAAUCUUGACAGUCAAUUCUCCAUUUGCCAACGUACCCUCUUUAUACAUACGGCCACGCCACACCUUUUCUCAUCAUCAACAAACAUACUCCAAAACCAACAGUACCUUGAUCUUCUCCAAUAUUUCUCUGGCCUGGCCUCCUCCUUCCCCACUCCAAAUUGUUGCCGUUGUUGUUGUUGUUGCUGUAUGCCUGUAUCGCUGAGGCAUGCAGAGCAUCAUUGAUGCCUUGAGCGCCGGCCACGACGACAAUGGCGGGCAGAUCAAUAUUGCAAAGAGGGAAAUCAAAGGCACCGUGGUGCUGAUGAAGAAGAACGUGCUGGAGUUCAAUGACUUCAACGCUUCGAUCGUUGACCGUUUCGACGAGCUCUUAGGGCGGGGAGUUUCCCUGCAACUCAUCAGCUCCGUUCAUGGCGAUCCUCAGAAUGGCAACAAGGGCAAGCUUGGGAAGGCAGCAUACUUGGAGAACUGGAUCCCGACAAUCGCUCCAUUAAAAACCGGCGAAACAGCCUACGACGUCACCUUCGAGUGGGAAGAAGAAGAGAUCGGGGUUCCAGGAGGGUUUGUAAUCAAGAACAAUCACCACAACGAGUUCUUCUUAAAGUCUCUCACACUCGAAGAUGUUCCUGGGGAAGGCAGGAUCCACUUCCCCUGCAACUCCUGGGUUUACCCUGCCAAGCGCUACGCCAAAGAUCGAGUUUUCUUCACUAACAAGUCGUAUCUGCCACAUGAGAUGCCAUUGCCAUUGGUGAAGUACAGAGAGGAAGAGCUGGUUGCCUUGAGAGGAAAUGGACAAGGGGAGCUCCGAGAGUGGGACAGAGUGUAUGAUUAUGCUUGCUACAAUGAUUUAUGGGAUCCUGAUGAUGGCGAUGCAGACAAUGCCAGACCAACUCUGGGAGGAUCGGCUGAGUACCCUUAUCCUCGUAGGGUAAGGACUGGCAGGCCGCCAUCCAAAUCAGAUCCCAAGGUAGAGAGUAGGCUACCACUAUUGAUGAGUCUAGACAUAUACGUCCCAAGAGACGAGAGAUUUGGUCACCUGAAGAUGUCCGAUUUCCUUCUUAACGGGCUCAAAGCCAUCGUUCAAAUUGUGAAGCCUGAACUGGAGGCUCUGUGCUCUGAGGAUGGCAAUGAAUUUGAUUCCUUCGAUGAUGCUUUGAAGCUAUACGAUGGAGGGGUGAAGCUCCCUCGAGGUCCCACACUCGAUAACCUCUGGAAGGAUAUUCCUUUAGAUAUCAUCAACCUGAUUUUCCAUACUGAUGGGGAAAGGAUUCUGAAAUACCCUUUGCCAGAAGUGAUCAAAGAGAGUAGGACUGCUUGGAGAACUGAUGAAGAAUUUGCGAGGGAAAUGCUGGCUGGGCUUAAUCCUGUUGUCAUUAGUAUUCUUCAAGAGUUCCCACCGAGGAGCAAGCUGGAUGCUAAAGUCUAUGGCAAUCAGGACAGUUCAAUUAGUGAAGAACACCUAAGGCAUCACCUGAAUGGAUUGACUGUAGCUGAGGUAAAGAAUCUCUUUCGCUUUGUAAAUAUGGCUCGACCAUUCCAAUCCCUUCCAUCUAGAUGAAUGAAUUUAUAGAAUUUUCCAUUACCCACAGCUUGAUGGACUCGUAAUCUGACUAACCUGUAAUCUAGUAGAAUCAUAAUCCGACUACAUUCAAUGAUUUGAGACCAGAUUGAUCCACCCUAAAUUUCAACCAACAUGCUCACCAGAUCCCCUUAACAUAUAGAACCAUCCAAACAUGGUCCAACUCCAUUAACCGAACCCCGGACAUGUAAUCCAAUCACAAAGCACAAUUGACUUGCAGCCAAAAAGCCUAAUAGACCAAUAAUUUGAUAUAUCCCACUGCCUGAUCAACUCCGCUCAGCCCAUCCCAAAUUGCCCAUUUGAGACUUCUACAAAUUUUUUCCACAUGUUGAUGAACUGAAGUAUAUGUUGCAUUUGGCUCUUCAGGCAAUCAAGACCAACAAGCUAUUCAUACUAGAUCACCACGACACAAUAAUGCCAUACCUACGGAGGAUUAACGACAACACCACCUCCAAAGCCUAUGCAACAAGAACAAUCCUAUACCUGCAAAAUGAUGACACAUUGAAGCCAAUGGCGAUCGAGUUGAGCUUGCCACAUCCCGACGGAGACCAGUUGGGAGCCAUUAACAAAGUCUACACUCCACCACCUGCAGAUCAUAAGGAGGAGGGCAGCCUCGAAGAAAUCAUUUGGCAGUUGGCCAAAGCAUAUGUAGCAGUAAACGAUUCCGGCUACCACGAGCUCAUCAGUCACUUCUUGCACACUCAUGCCGUGAUCGAGCCGUUUGUCAUUGCCACAAACAGGCAGCUCAGCGUAGUUCACCCGAUCUUCAAGCUUCUCCACCCUCAUUUUCGAGAUACCAUGAACAUAAACGCGCUUGGGAGACAGGUCCUCAUCAAUGGAGGAGGACUGAUGGAGUUCACGCUCUACCCUGCCAAGUACUGCAUGGAAUUCUCUUCGUCGCUGUAUAAACACUGGAACUUCACUGAGCAAGCCCUCCCUCAGGAUCUCAAGAAGAGGGGAAUGGCGGUUCCUGACCCAGUGUCCAAACACGGUCUCCGACUUCUUAUCAAAGACUACCCAUACGCCGUUGACGGGCUCGACAUCUGGUCAGCGAUCAGAAACUGGGUAGCCAAUUACACAUCAUUGUACUACAAAACCGACGAUGCGAUUCGGAGUGAUGUCGAGCUCCAAACGUGGUGGAAAGAACUCGUGGAGGUCGGCCAUGCGGACAAGAGAGACGAGCCCUGGUGGCCCAAGAUGCGUAAUCGAGACGAACUCAUCGAAUCGUGCACGACUGUGAUCUGGAUCGCGUCGGCGCUCCAUGCAGCCACCAAUUUUGGGCAGUACACUUAUGCCGGCUACAUGCCGAAUCGCCCCACCAUCAGCCGGCGGUUCAUGCCGGAGGAAGGAACGCUGGAAUUCGAGGAGAUGCGGGAGAACCCAGAUAGGGCUUUCUUGAGGACGAUCACGGCGAGGCUCCAGACGCUUUUGGGGAUCUCGCUGAUUGAACUUCUAUCGACGCAUUCUUCGGAUGAGUUUUACCUAGGUCAGCGGGACACGGCGGGGUGGACGGCAGAAUUGGAGGCGGCGGCGGCAUUCGAGAGGUUUGGGAAGGCAUUGACGGAGGUUGAGGAGAGGAUUGUGGAGAGGAACGGAGAGGAGAAUCUGAGGAAUCGGUAUGGAGCAGUAAAGAUACCAUACACUCUGUUGUUUCCGACGAGCGAGGUUGGCCGGACCGGCAAGGGGAUUCCGAAUAGUAUUACUAUUUAAAAAUUGGUUAUUGAAUGACGCGGAAUUAAUGGCUUUGAGUUGGUGGUAAAUUUAUGCGUGUUGUGUCUUGUGUGAAUCAUGUUAAAUGUCUCAAGGUUACUUCUUUUUUUUUUUUUUAAGGGAAAAUGUCUCAAGGUUACUUGAGUUCAUUGUUAGUUGUUACCCCAUUGAACAAGCUCUUUAAUCAUAUAUCAUUAUAAUAGGGUGCGAACUUAAUGUAAUUUGUCUUGUUGAUCUAUAUAUCAUUAUAAUAAGGUGUGCAGAUUUUCAUACACAAA
Molecule: messenger RNA, 3629 nt
Organism: Linum tenue
Lineage: Eukaryota; Viridiplantae; Streptophyta; Magnoliopsida; Malpighiales; Linaceae
Source: the annotation of a GenBank genome assembly